AUGGUAGUCAAGCGUAGUUUAGCGAGUGUUCUAGGGGUACUUUUGGUAUUCACCUUGUUCCACAACCCUACCACUGUCGUCGGACAGAGAUUAGUCUCGCCGUUUUCCUUGUUCACGUUCGGUGACUCCAAUCUCGACGCCGGGAACAAACAGACUCUCACCACUGCUGACGUUGCGCAAGGCUUCUGGCCGUACGGAAAAUCCCGUGAUAAUCCCAACGGCAAGUUCUCCGACGGAUUCAUCGUUACGGACUUCGUCGCAAAAUUCAUGAAAAUCCCGAUCGAGAUUCCGCCGGCACUUAAACCGAACGUCAAUGUCUCACGUGGAGCUAGUUUCGCCGUCGCCGAUGCUACUCUUCUUGGAGCUCCGGUGGAAUCUUUGACUCUGAAUCAACAGAUAAGGAAAUUCAAUCAAAUGAAAGAUGCAAACUGGAAGGAUGAUUUCAUCAAGCAGUCAUUGUUUAUGAUCUACAUUGGUGCUAACGAUUACUUGAAUUUCACCAAGAACAACCCUGAAGCAGAUGCAUCUGCUCAACAAGCUUUUGUCACUUCCGUGACCAACAAGUUAAAGAGCGACAUCACCUUGUUAUAUAAUUCUGGAGCGACUAAGUUCUUGAUCCAAACCCUAGCUCCAUUAGGUUGCUUACCUAUCGUCAGACAAGAUUACAGAACCGGGGAAGAGAAAUGCUACGAACCUCUCAACAAUUUGGCUAAACUACACAAUGAAAAGAUCGGACCCAUGUUGAACGAAAUGGCUACAACCAAUUCCGAUUUCCAGUUCACCGUCUUCGAUUUCUACAAUGUCAUUCUUCGUAGGAUUCAGAGCAAAUCGAUCGGCUUGAGCUACCGGUUUUUGAAGACAAACGUAUCGUGCUGCGGAGUAGGGACACAUGAUGCUUAUGGUUGCGGUUUAUCUAACGUUCACUCAAGGCUAUGCGAGUACCAACGAUCUUACUUAUUCUUUGAUGGGCGUCACAACACCGAGAAGGCACAAGAAAUGUUUGCUCAUCUUCUGUUUGGAGCCGAUCCAAAUGUGAUCCAACCAAUGAAUAUCCGUGAGCUCGUCAUGUACCCAGUCGGUGAACCUAUGCGUGAGGUUUGGUUGCCUACAUCGUCAGCCACUCUCCAAGCCAGCGACUCUAGCUCGUCGUCUAGCAGCGGUUACGAGUUCUACUGA
Messenger RNA from Microthlaspi erraticum, 1176 nucleotides. The record is from the annotation of a GenBank genome assembly. Lineage: Eukaryota; Viridiplantae; Streptophyta; Magnoliopsida; Brassicales; Brassicaceae.